AUGGACACCAUCAACUUCGAUAUCAACGAUGCUCUCAAACAUUAUAUGAGCGAUCCUGCCACAAUAUCUACGCCGGAAGCCGACUCGAAUCUCGUCGAUUGCGAAAACGACCCCGAAUCCCUCACCAACUCCCUAAUAAAUACUGUGUUGAAUCCGAUCGUCGAUUCAGUAGCGGAGAAUCCAGAUGCUAUAACAAGAAGCUCCUCAUUUGACUCGCUGCAAUUUUUACUAAAGUGUGCCCCAGUUUCCUUUAAGUCUAUUCAAAAUUACCCUACAGAGCCGGACUCUGAACUCUUCAAACUAUCUAGAUCCUCCUCCAUCCUACCCACACAUGCCUUAAGCAAAAUCCUUGAUCUCGUUGUCUUUGGGCUAUCUGCUGAGGCGGAUGUCAUCCACCACGAUCUCGAGUCGGAUGAGCAAGAUAUCAUUUCACACCACAAAAACCUACUAGAGAUCUUCGGCUUUCUGCUACAAUGGACUAUUGCUGCAGUCGAAACGAAGGCGGCGGAGAAGUCUACCACAGCGCCCGCCGCUCGAGGACGAGGAAAAGGCGCGAAAUCGAAAGCCGCAGGAAAGGAUAAGGAUGGAAAUUGGGAUUCGUCUUCCCAAUUACAAACUGCCCUUGAUACCAUGUGUAAAGUGUUCAAGUUGAAGCUCUCCAAAAUCUUCCUGACUACUUCGGAAAGGGAUACAUUUAUUAGCCUGUUCACUCGACCAGUGACCAUGGUUUUGGAAAGCGAGCAGAGGGUUAAGAACACUGCGAUUCGGAUGCAUGCAUUUAAAGUAUUGUGCAUAGCUGUUAAACAUCACGGUCACGGCUAUGCCGCGCAAAUAUCGAUUGUCCAGAACUUGACCUACUUUGAGCAUCUUGCAGAGCCAAUGGCGGAAUUCCUUCAUAUCCUUGCAGAGCAAUAUGAUUAUCCCCAACUUACUGACGAGAUUCUUCGAGAGCUCAGCAACAAAGAGUUCAACAGUAAUGAUACCAAAGGACCGAAGUCAGUCUCUUCAUUCAUUGUCAAGCUUUCCGAACUUGCACCUAGACUCGUCAUUAAGCAGAUGACGAUGUUAGCGAAACAACUAGACAGCGAGUCCUAUGCGCUACGAUGUGCUCUCAUCGAAGUCUGUGGAAAUUUACUAGCAUAUCUGAGCAAGCUCGAAGAACGGGGUGACAACCACAAGUCACAGUUAAAUGCCUUUUUCGAUGUUCUAGAGGAGCGUUUCUUGGAUAUCAAUCCUUAUUGCCGAUGUAGGACAAUCCAAGUCUAUAUCAAGCUAUGCGAUCUGGAACAAAAAUUUCCGAAACGGCGACAAAAGGCUGCAGAACUAGCAGCCAGAAGUUUGGAGGACAAAAGUAGCAAUGUUCGAAGAAACGCUAUUAAGCUCUUAGGAUCACUAAUCAAGACACAUCCAUUCAGCAUCAUGCAUGGUUCUCAGCUCUCGCAUAAGGAAUGGACUGCAAGACUGGAGGCUGUGGAUGCAGAACUGAAUGCUCUGAACCCCCCCGUCGACACACCAGGUUUGACCAACAAACCAGAUGUGACCGUGGAUACAGCACUGCUCGAUGAUGCCACACAAGUCGAGCCAGAAUCCCCACAAAAACAGAUGACAGAAGAACACAAAGCUGCUAUCGUCAGGAAGGCCCAAGAGGACGCCGCAACUUCAGAGGCCAUCAACAAGUUAACCUUGACAAGACGGUACUAUGUCGAAGCGCUCAAAUUCGUUGACGUUCUGCAUGGUGCCACUACUACUGUUUGUCAGUUGCUUGGCUCUAAGAAUAAGAGCGAAGUUAUCGAAGCCAUGGAUUACUUCGAAAUUGGUGAUGCGUACAACAUCGAGCAAAAUAAGUUAGGCAUCCGGAGGAUGUUGCGGUUGAUUUGGACCAAGGGGAACAGCGAUGAAGGGAAGGGCAUUCAAAAUCAUCUAAUCGAGUGCUAUAAGCGCCUCUUUUUUGAAGCCCCAGAUUCUUACAACGGCAACGAUGCGGCAAACUACAUUGCUCGAAACAUGAUCAGCUUAACCUUCGGUGCCACACCAGCGGAGUUGACAUCGUUGGAGCAGCUUCUCAGCACCAUGAUGAAGGUGAAUCAUGUCUCAGAACUUGUUGUUCAGAAAUUAUGGCAAGUCUAUGGCGUACAGAAAAGGGAAAUCUCCAAAAGUCAGCGACGUGGGUCAAUUAUUGUGCUUGGCAUGCUCGCAACAGCAAAGCCAGAGAUUGUAGUUGGUGAGAUGGAGACAAUGCUCCGAAUUGGUCUCGGCAGACUUGGACGUUCCGAUCUACAGCUGGCCAAGUACACUUGUAUCGCCCUUCGAAGAAUAAAUUCUACCGGACGACAGGUAAAUGAGCCCAACAUCCAGCCUUCAAAACUUCCAAACGACCAUGCCAUUCUUUCCAAGCUGGCAGCUAUUAUCGAGCUUGAAUCAGAUAACAAGGAAUGGUACGGGGUUGCUGAGCAAGCAAUCAGUGCCAUAUAUGCGCUUUCAAAGCACCCAGACACUCUCUGCUCCGAAAUUUUGCGAAGGAAGACGAAGCAUGUAUUCCAGCAACGAGUCGCAAAAACACCUGAGCCAGAAGUAGCCCAAGGAGAAGCCCAAGGAGAAGCCCAAGGAGAAGCCCAAGAGGAAGCCCAAGAGGUGACCCAAGUACUUUCUCCUCCACCGGAGCCACCAGUCGAGGUACCUGAGCCAGACAAGAAGCUGAAGGGGGCGGUUGCCUUGUCACAGCUUCUCUUUAUUGUAGGCCACGUCGCCAUUAAGCAGAUUGUUCACCUAGAGCUUUGCGAGCUAGAGUUCAAGCGGCGGAAAGCAGAUACCGAAAAGAACAAGCCAGCGGAGACAGCAGCUGACAAGGCGGCAAAAGAAGCAGCAGAUGAUCUAGAUAUGAUUGGCGGAACCACUGAGGACGACUUCACCGAAGCAAUGACACACAUUCGGGAGAGGGAGCUCCUAUAUGGUGAAAAGUCACUUCUAGCCAAUUUCGGUCCCCUGGUCUCGGAGAUAUGUUCAAAUAACACCACAUACAAGGACCGGAAUCUCCAAGCAGCCGCCACGCUCUGCUUGGCGAAGCUCAUGUGCGUUAGCUCUGAGUACUGCGAAACCAACCUUCCGCUGCUCAUUACCAUACUCGAAAGGUCUAAAGACCCUAUUACACGGUCAAACGUUGUCAUUGCUCUUGGUGACAUGGCGGUCUGUUUCAACCAUCUCAUCGACGAAAACACGGACUUCUUGUACCGUCGUCUCAACGACAAGGAUGCGAGUGUUAAGCGCACCUGCUUAAUGACGCUCACAUUCCUUAUCCUUGCUGGUCAAGUCAAGGUGAAAGGCCAGUUAGGAGAGAUGGCCAAGUGCCUGGAAGAUGAGGAUAAACGCAUUGCGGAUAUGAGUCGAAUGUUCUUUACUGAACUGAGCACCAAGGAUAAUGCUGUCUAUAACCACUUUGUAGAUAUGUUCAGUUUAUUGUCUGCUGAGAAGGAGCUGGAAGAGGAUUCUCUGAGGAGGAUCAUUAAGUUUUUGGCUGGGUUUAUUGAGAAGGAUAAGCAUGCUAAGCAACUAGCUGAUAAGUUGGCGGCAAGACUUACCAGGUGUGAAACUGAGAGGCAAUGGAAUGAUGUGGCGUAUGCGCUUAGUCUUCUCCAACAUAAGAAUGAGGAUAUCACGAAGAUGGUGGCAGGUGGUUUUAAGGGUCAGGAUCUUUGCCCCGCGUAUAUUGAGAUGAUUAGCAGAAUUGCUUGGGUUGACAGUUCCGUGCAGGCACAGAAGAGCUACGAGGAGUUCAGGAAGAUGGAGGAACCAGAGGCAAAAAUAUCAGGCCGGAAAACAUUUAAAGUAGCAUUAGGAAUUAGGACAAGGGCCAAAAAGUUUAUGCUAGGUAUCAGGAUCGAACUGAUGAUCUUCUGUGCGUCUCGGUCCAGCUCAAACCCACUCUCUACAACAGUGUCCUUUGGAUAA
Venustampulla echinocandica is the source of this 3945-nucleotide messenger RNA. Its product is annotated as Condensin complex subunit 1. Gene Ontology annotation, molecular function: histone binding. Gene Ontology annotation, biological process: mitotic chromosome condensation; mitotic cell cycle; meiotic chromosome condensation. NCBI's taxonomy places the organism in Eukaryota, Fungi, Ascomycota, Leotiomycetes, Helotiales, Pleuroascaceae. Bases 1 to 3945 code for a protein of 1314 amino acids. The transcript has 4 exons. The record is from RefSeq and is a predicted model, not a curated record. Gene Ontology annotation, cellular component: condensed chromosome, centromeric region; nucleus.